Molecule: messenger RNA, 5253 nt
Organism: Parasteatoda tepidariorum (common house spider)
Lineage: Eukaryota; Metazoa; Arthropoda; Arachnida; Araneae; Theridiidae
Source: RefSeq, a predicted model, not a curated record
UUAAUUCUAAACUUUUCUUAGUUUUAAUGCUUCCUGUAAUUGUAUAAAAAAUUCUACUACAAAGAGAAAUCUGUUAAUAUUGCUUAAUUGUAUAAGUAUAUUGUAAUAUAAGCUCUGUAGUGUUGUACAUUUUCUAUUCCAAGUUGCACCUGCUUCAAUUCUAUCUCGAUGUCAUGUAUAUUUAAAAUUUUACAGAAAAGAUUGUAAAAUCUGUUUCAAGUCGCUGCAAAAUGAAUGUUUUUUUUCUUCCUAAAUUUGCUACACAUACAUACACAUCAUAAAAUUGUAAUAUAUUUUAUAUAUAUUUAUAUAUACAUCACUUAGAUACAAGUGAUAUUUAUAUCGUUAACAAAUUAUGCUGCUCUUAUUAAAAUUCUAAAUAUUUUCCAAAUAGUUAGGGAAUCAACUAAUGAUAUAAAUGAGAAGUUUUUUCAUUUCAUUUUAGUUAUUGCACACUUUUCCAUAUGUUGCAAGUAUUCCACUAUGCAUUGGAUAAAAACUGUAAUAAAUUUAUUCACUAAAAUAAAUCAUUAUUAGUAAUUUUCCAAUAAUUUUUAACAAUGUUAGAGAUCAAAAUCAAAACGAACUGGGAAGUGAAAUUUAGUUUUUCAAUUUAAUGAAUAUUUUAUUUACUUGUGACAAAUUAGUUGUUUAAAUAUAAUGAGAUUAAAUUUGAUUGUACAUACUAUUGGUCUGACGGUGAAUGAAUUCUAAGCCCAAGACAAAAUUUGAACAUUACUGGGAACAUAACAUUUUUAAGAAGCGUUUAAAGGUGCUAUUUUCAUUGGAACCUGUGAAAAGUCGGAUUGCAUUUGUUGCUAUUCAAGUUCUUGUUCAGAGUUGACUUGCAGCCCUACACCUUUCUUGAAUUUGUUUUGUACUUAAUGAGAGCUUACAGUUGAAGUCCAUUAGACGAAAGGAAAUAAAGUUAAAUAAUGGGAAGGAAAGGAUCCAUUUUGGUACCAUUUUUAGUUGAAGGUUUGGAGGGUAAAAAAUAUGGUCGUUAUCUAUCUGGAAACAUAGAUAAUAUCAUACAAAUAAUAUUACCUCGAAAGACGAAGAAUCUAUCUAGUGAUAGCAUGAAGAUCUUAAAGGAUUGGAAUUUGAAGAAAGGUAGAAAAUUUAAAGAUCAAAAUGACUAUACUAAAGCUAAACAAGGAAUGUUGGCUGCUCUUCGGCGAUCAGAUUAUUUAGAGAGGAUUUCAAGUUUAAAGCCGAAAUUAUGUUAUAAAAUUUUGGAUUGGAAUGAAGUCCAAGAAAAGAAGCGGAAAUUAAAAGGAAAGAAAAGAUCAGCAUCAGUAGAUGAACUAGAAUCUCCAUCAUCAGUAGAUUCUGGAUUCGAUAACUCUGUCGAAUCUCCUAUGACUGACCAGUCUCACGAAAUGGAUGAGGAAUAUGUUUCGAAUCAUGAUAUUUUGGAUUAUGAUAGUGGUAAUGAGUCACAAUUUUGUGAUGAGGUAGCAUCUUCACCUGGUCAGAGCAUUUCUGCCACUAAUGAAUGUUCUAACAAUCGAAAUAUCUUGGAUGCUAUCAGGCAUGAUCAUGAUGCCUAUUUUUCUAAUGCUGUUCAGAAUCAAGAUGCAGCCAUUCUUUCUGUUGAUCAAGUUUCAUCAGAUUUAGAUAAACUAGCUCUCAAUCAGAUUGAACCUUUGGAGUUAACAGAUUCGCAAUAUGAAGAGUUACGCGACCAAGUUUCAUUUGAUGAAUUGACAUUUAGUGAUAUACAUUUUAUGAAGGAAGAUGAUGUUGCACAAGUGUACUCUAUCAGAGUACUCAAACUGAAUUCUGAACAUUCUCUGGGGGAGACAUCCUUUUUAGUUUGUGAACCAGUGGGCACAGAGAUUCAUCUUAACAAAUCUGUUUAUGAAUCUAUACCCUUGGAUUGUGAAACAUCCCAGAGACUUCAGCCAUAUGAAGUUCUUGAAGUGAGACAAGAUGAAGACAUUAUAUUGUUUUUAUUUUCAGACCUUGAUAUGAUUGUUUUGAGUACUGAUGUUUCUGAGAGACUAAAGUUGUCUCAAAUUUCUGAGGUGAAAAGAUUGGACAAGCAUGUCCUAUUUUUUCUGAAUCCUCAAAAGUGUGUUGGAAGCAAUUAAUUAUUUCUUUCCAAGCACUGAACGUCUUAACACACUCAUGAAAAUAUUCUAUUUCUCUGUUUACGCUUAUUUAUUGGUGUAUAAUCAGUCCUUUUUUAUGAGGCUGUUAUCUUUUGAGGCAUUGUGGAUACAAAAAGAAACUUGUCUGUUUUUUCUUUUAAACAUUUAUAAUUUUUUGACAUACGAUCUUCAGAAAACAGAUCAACUCAUUCCCUUCCAAAAGGCAACCAUAUUGUUUUUUUAAAACUGGUUGUAGUUAAUUCUUAAUGUUUACAAUGCCUUAUUAAUUUAGAUGUUUUCAUGAGUAUCACAAACUUUUGAAUUUCCAAAAGUUUUAUACAAGAAAGUUUAUGAUAUACUUUCAUUAAUUUUUUCUCCAAUAUAUUACUUGUAGAACAUUAGUAUUUUGUGUUAACUAUCAUAUGUAUAUGUAUGUUAUAUUAACCAUCAUAUGUAUAACAGACAGAAGUCUGUUUGAAACGUAUAUUUUUGCUAUUAUGAAUUAUUUUUGUCUUGCUUACAUACCAUUUAAGCAUGAAUAAUUUUUUUUGAAUUGUUAGUAUGUUUUGCAGAUUAGAAACCAUUCUGACUUGCACCACAUUAUUGUGGAAGUAUGCAAAAUUUAUUUUGCAUUUACCGAACACUGAUAUUUAAGUCUUAACAUAAAGUGAAUUGAUGGUUGAAAAUUUCCCAUAUUCACAUUUCUAUGGUCCAGUAUUUUAGCUUUACACAAUGUAAAGUUAUAACUGCGACUUCAAUGUGUCAAAUAUUUGAAAACUACUUUUCCUUGAUAGUAGUAAUACAUAGAAAUAUCUAUGAAUUGCUAUUAUUUUGGAAAUCGGAUGUGGGAUCAUUGGUAAAAACCAAUCUUACCCAUAAAGUUUAAAACUAAUUUUCGUAACGUUGAGUUCGAAAUAAUUGAACUAUUUUCAUAAUUGCUAUGAUUGUUAUUUCUACGAUUAUAGAAAUUAGAUGGGGGAUCCUUAUUAAAAGCUAAAUGUUUGCUGUAAGGUAUAACAGCAGUUACAAUCUAAGAAGCAUGAAACUACUUUUUUUUACGAUUUGUAAGAGUAGAAAUGUCAUCAAAAUUAAAUACUUACUUCACAGAAAUUGUAAUUUGUAAAAGAAAAAUGUCACUCAUAAUGUGCAACAGCUAUAUAAAGAAACAUGUUUUAAAAACCUCUUUCACUGAAUAAAAUAAAUCAUUUUCAGUCGCCCUUUUAGUGAGUGUUUAAAUCACAGUAGUUUAGUUACCGAAGAUGGUAGCAUUUUUCCACUACAAUUGAAAUAUUCCAUAAAGGGAAGGAAGCUAACUCAAUUGCACAAAAGCCUAUUGUGCCCAUCUCAGUUUUCUUGACUCUGGGGUGGUCAGCCGAAUGCGAACCCCUCUGUGUUUAGUUCCCAGACAUGGGAUGAAAGGCUGGGUCAACCUUGCCCGGCCUGACAGUCGAACCCAGGACCUUUGACAUGGGAGCGCAAAGCGCUUCCACUUAGCCACUGGGUGUCAGGGAGGGAGGUAAUUCACUUAAAUAUAGAUUAUACACUACAAGUGCAAGUUAGUGCUCUUAUUUUUUUGUGUCUGGCUUAGUUUAUAAUUUUUGACCUUGUGUUUGCAAGCCAAAUUCUCCCAUUUUAAUUGAAUAUUUUUCUUGUAUAUUUAAAAUUAUUGUAAAUACUGUGAUUUAGAGAACUCUACAAUAAUUGUAUAAAACCUGAUAUUGCACAAUAUCGAAAAAAAUAAAAGUUUUAAUCAACUGUUAUUUUCCUGCCACUUUAAAUAUUUUAUUUAACUUGGAUUUCGAGUUCGCAUCUGUGCUCAUUUAUGUAUUGUUUGAAUUUUGCAUUUUUAUGGCUUAUUCAAGUUCUUGUAACAAUAAUAACCUAAAAAAAUCGAUCAAAUGGAACUCUUGCAAGAGAAUAAUUUAAAAUAUGUUAUUUAAUGUAAGUAGGUGUCACAUACAAGAUUAGAGAAUUUUAUUGUACUUAGUAGUGUAUUGAAUUUUAUUCUUCCUGUACUUAGAAAAUAAUUUUUACCUUAUUUGCUUGCCAUAUACUCUUUUUAAAAUGUGAAGUGUAUUUGUAAUUUCCUUUAUGUAAAAUAUUUAUUCACUAGCUGUAUAUUACUUCAAACUCUACUAGCAUUUUUGAGACUUUCUCUAUUUCAUAGUGCUUAAUUAAUGAAAAAAAUCUAUGGUUUGUAAUAGAAUCUAGCUUAAUUUCAUAAGAGUAUGCAAUGUAAAUUGAAAUUAAAUAAAUGAGUUUUGUUUUGCUUAAAUAUAUAUAAAAAAAAACUUGUAGUUGUUAAGCUUUCAGCAUGGAAACUAUAAAAACCCAGCAACUUAUGUACAGUUCUUUUCCUUUUAAAUAACAUAAGGAAGUGCCAAAGAAGCAUUGUUUCUAAUUACAUUGUUUUUAAUUCCUAAUUACGUUUUUAAAUUCACUGAAUUGUAAAAAGGUGAAUUUAAAUGAGGAUCUUUUGCUUUGUAGGUUUUGGUAUUAUGAGUUAAUAUAUUCAGAAGUGCAUCAGUACGAAAUGAUGCUGCGGGUGGAACUUUGAUUUUUUUUUUUACAUAACUUAAAAGAAAUGAACUAUCUUUCAAGUACAUGAAAUUAUAGUAAUAAACAAAUUUUGAAAUAGAUAAAAAAAAUUAAAAUGUGAUUUUAACAAGAAAUCUAUGUCAUUCCUUUGACUCCUUUCUUUAGUAAAUAUUUUAUCUCUUUCAACAUGAAUUGUGUUGUGGUGUCACUAUUGUAAUCAGUAAUCACUUAAAUUUAAUAAACUUAAAUACAUGUGUACCAUUUCUGACUAAAUCUAAAAUUGUGAAGUUAAAGGUUAAAUUAUGAUUGAAAAGUUGAGGGAUUUUUUUUGCCAUUAACUUUUCGCUUAAGCCAUAUGAUAUGCUUAAUGUGUGUUAUUUCUGAACAAAUGUUUCUUUUUUUUUUCAUAUGGCAAUAAUGAGAUUAUCUACAUAACAUAUUACUCAAGUUGUUAAUAUUUGAAUAAAUGAAAUGUGUAUUGAUGUAUCCCUGUGUGUAUUGUGAAUAUUAUUAUUUUUUCUUAUGGGAAUCACUCUCUUAUGUAUUGCUUAAAGCUAUCUGAUCAAUGUAUGAUUUUUUCUUAGCGUAUAAUCUUGUGCAAUAAAUAUGUUACAGCUUA